Messenger RNA from Patella vulgata (common limpet), 6342 nucleotides. Its product is annotated as serine/threonine-protein kinase fray2. The coding region runs from base 166 to 3579 and encodes 1137 amino acids. Gene Ontology annotation, molecular function: protein binding; zinc ion binding. The transcript has 7 exons. The record is from RefSeq and is a predicted model, not a curated record. Lineage: Eukaryota; Metazoa; Mollusca; Gastropoda; Patellidae.
ACGUUAAACACCAUACCAUAUUAGACGUAUUCUUAACGUUGACUUGCAACAUUGUUGUAUUUUGGUAAAUAAGGAAAGGCAAAGUUUUAUUUCCGCAAUAUUGUGUUAAAACUCAAUAUCUGCAUAGCAAGGCCAAGGCGUGUCUUACAGGAUAUUUCAACCAACAUGUCAUCGGACCAGACUCCUCCUUUUGAUGUUUCGAAAGCUUCUGCUACAUCCAGCUCAGUAUCAGCACCGCCAGUCACUAACGCCCCGGAUUCUACAACAGUAGCAUCUUCUACAUCAACUACACCAUCGCAGGAUACACCUACCACAUCUAAUUCGGCAAAUACAGACACUGCAAACACAAAUCAGAUACCGACACAGUCCACUACAACUGCUGAGAAUUCCACUAUGGACCCAAAACCGCCAGUCACUAACGCCCCGGAUUCUACAACAGUAGCAUCUUCUACAUCAACUACACUAUCGCAGGAUACACCUACCACAUCUAAUUCGGCAAAUACAGACACUGCAAACAAAAAUCAGAUACCGACACAGUCCACUACAACUGCUGAGAAUUCCACUAUGGACCCAAAACCGCCAGUCACUAACGCCCCGGAUUCUACAACAGUAGCAUCUUCUACAUCAACUACACCAUCGCAGGAUACACCUACCACAUCUAAUUCGGCAAAUACAGACACUGCAAACACAAAUCAGAUACCGACACAGUCCACUACAACUGCUGAGAAUUCCACUAUGGACCCAAAACGAAAGGUGCCCAAAAGACUGCCAACAAACGAAAAUCAUAGACCCUUGACCACCAGUAGUGACCAGAACUCGAGAGUGGAUGGACGGACAUCUGGGACUGCCAAUAACGACAGAGAGUUAACUAGCCGAUCUCUCCAACCGAAACUCCAAGAUGAAAGUAACCAACAAAGUCUACAGGAAGAUGGGGAACCUACAGUGCAAGAGCUACAGGAUUUUGCCGGUGAGAAGAAUUACGUUUUUGGUGACUCAGAAACAGGAUCUGUCCCAUUUCAAAACACUGAAAGGAAUACUAGUAUGUCUGGAAUGACUUUAGGGCUUGAUAAAUCAAACAACGCAUCUGGUGGCCAGGGUGGUGUUGGUGCUGAAACGAUGCACAUUCCUGAUGGUCAGAGUGCUGGUGACAAUAAGACAACACCUGGUCGCCAGGAACGUGAAGAUGACAAAAAAGAAUCAACCGAAGCCCAAGAUGGCGGCGAUGGUGACAAACACAACACACCUCAUGGUCAGGGUGGUAGGGAUGGUGAUGCUAGCCAGACAACAACUAAUGAUCUGGAUGAUGUCGAUGCCAACAAAAACCCAACUGAUGCCCAGGAUGACGAUGAUGCUCGGAGCAAGAAAGCAUCUGAUAGUCAGGGUGGUGGUGGUUACAACGGAAAUACAUCUCAUAGUCAGGAUAGCGGAACUGACGGGGAUAGUUUGGACGAUGAUGAUGAUGGACACUCAGGUACCGCACGACAUCCAAUAAGAAUAAGACAAAUAACACCACCACGAACCAGAGAUGUCUGUGACCUCCAUAAACACAAAGAUGCUGCAUUUUAUUGCCCUGGGAACUCUCAGUAUAUAUGCACGACCUGUGUUCUAAAAAAUCUAAACGUGGAGGUGGACUUGAUCCAGGAUCGUAGAAAACAGGUAGAACGCGAGCUUAAACACAUGAAGUUGGAAGUAGACGAACAAACUCAAAAAUGUAAGUCUAAUAUCGAUUCUUUGCACCAUGAACAAAAGGAGAUCCGCAGGUCCACGGCACAAAUCAACACGAGGGUAGAUGAGCAGGUAAAACGUUUGUGCGAUAAAAUAAAAAGUCUCGGUGACGAUAUUAAAAAAACCAAUGGUAAAAUAUAUUACGAAAACAACGAACAAAUAAAGGUACAUUCUCAGAAAAUGAAGGCAUGUAAAUCAGAAUUGGAGUCCAUUUCAAAACGCAUAAAACAGUCCAUAGCAAACACAUCGGUUCGGAACAUGUCAGAGUCUUCGCGUAAACUUCAGAAAGAAAAACAAAACCAAGAAGAACUGGAGGCCCCGUUGGAAUUUCCCGAAUUACAGAAAGUUGAAUUUAAUGAAGCUGAAUUGGACGAAUUCCGAAUUACGUCAUUAAUGGAAAUGCUUGGUACCUUAGACGUAAACGAGAGUAGUUUGUUGGCAGAUUUGUCCAGAGGCAAUGUCCACGAUGUUCACGAGGUCGAGAAGGUCGACGAGAUCGAUAGUACUAAAGAAAACAUCGAGAAAUCGGUCGAUCUCAUUGAAGAACCCGAAGCCAUAGCUGAUGAUACAGCAGAGGAAGAAGCUGAAAGAAACCACCAAGAAGACAUCAAGGGAUUGGUGAGAUACGAAGUUACUAAUCAAAUACAGGAAUUACUCCAAUCAAGGGAUGGUUACAUAAUGAUGCAUGAACUUUUGGGUAAUGAAAAUGGACAGCGCCUUCUGGCCGAGGUCCUUGGAACAGAGCGGGGAAGCAUGUUUGUCAAAGAAUUUCUAAUAAAGCAAUAUGACCAAGCCUUUCUUAAAGAGUUACUGUCGACAGAGCCUGGACAAGUGUGGCUUAAAUCCUUCUUUUCCACUUCUUGUGGAAAAAUUGUUUUUUACCAGUUUAUUGUUUGCGAACAGGGCUUGGAGUUGGUAAGAGCCUUUUUGAAUACUGAAUCUGGACUUCUUUUGGUAUCUAAAUUUCUAAUCACCGAGAAAGGGCUAUCACUGGUAGAACAUAUUCUGUCCAAGCAGUGCGCACUGCCAUUGGUUAAAAAAUUCGUACGGUCCGAAAUCGGUAAAUCACUGGUUGGGGAGUUCAUUUCAAAUCCUGAUGGAAUUUUGCUGCUUAAAAAAUUUCUUCUAACUUUAAAUGGACGACAGUUGAUCAAAGAAUUCCUUCCAAACCAAGUGGGUAAAAUUUUAGUGAAAGAAUUUUUGAUAGGGGGAAUAGGAAGAAAUCUAUUAAAGCAGAUACUCACUGAGCAAUUUGGACUCUCCUUGAUGAAGGAAUUUAUAAUUACGUCUCACCAAGGGAAAGCGCUUUUACAAGACUUGCUGAACACCACAACUGGUCAGUCUGAGAUACGAAAUUGGCUGCCUUCGAAUACUGGGAACGCUUUACUCAGACAAACUCUCGAAACCGGCCAAGGUCUUGCGUUAGUGAGGGAAUUUCUGGAUACAAAUAUUGGUCGAGCUUUGGCGAAAGAAAGAAUCGAUGCUGAUAGACCUACCUACAUAGAAAAUAUUGAAAUGCUGAACGUCCAAUCUUUACCCUGGUUGAUCGAGUGUAAACCUGGAAAUACCAACCUAUCAAUCGUCUUAAGGUUAGCAAUGCCCGAAACUGGUCAUUUCCUCAAUUGGGUGUUGGUCAAUUUUUCCCUGACAUUAGAAAAUAACCAAAACGACGAGGAGUCGAUCAGGUUAGAAAAUAUCAGAUACAGAUUUAAGCCUGGUUCUACAUAUGUCUGGUCGGACGUUAUACCUUUAAACGUUUUAGACAAUCCUCAAAAUGGCUACUUGGAUGGAUCGGGAAAGGAUACGGUGACUGUCCACGUUGAUUUAUUGUCUUACAGUACGACUAAACUUUAAAUAAAAUUAUUCUGGUAUUACGUUGCGUUUUAUUUAGCUAUUGUUUACUCAAUUUCAUCUUGGUCUAAAGACAUUUUGUUUUUCUAUGACGUUUUUUAAAUGUCGGGGGAUCUGCUUAAAGUAGCUAAGUCUCUAACUCAAUAUCAUCCAAAGUCUUACACGUUGAAAACGCGAAUUAUUUGUCAAUGCAAAUCAACAUUGAUGGUGUGAUCUUACCGGGGAAAUGCAGGCUUCCGAUAUCCAAUAUUUAAGACAAAAUAAACAUUUUACCAUUGGUACACAAAUCGUGUACCAUAGUGCGUUUCAGUGUCGUUUGUAACAAGUGACCAGAAAGAACGAGCCUGCUAGACAUAUUCCACAACUAAUGUCAAACGGUCACGCCAUAUCUUAUCUGCAGAGCAUGCGCAAUAGACUGGAAUAUCUAGACGCUAAAAAUUGCUAUUCGGUUGAGGCUCUUGCCUUUUUUCGCUGGACGUAACUGAUUUUAAAUUAGAGUCAAAACGGAAACAAUUGAAUGUAAAUCAGUUUAUAUACAAUCAUAUUACAUUGUUAUAUGCGUUACGACCCAUUUGGGUCAAUUUCUAGGUCCCAAAUAUUAGCGAUUUAGCUCCUUUAAAUACAAAUAUUCCGGCACUUCGUUCCGUUUUAUUUUGCGAUUGUUUGCUCUAUUUCAUCUUGAUCGAAAGAUAUUCCAUUUUUGCAAGAUGUCUGGAAUGGGGGAAGAAAUCUAUGCGCGCUCAUUUUAAGUCUUAUUGAAAUUAUUCUUGCAUUUCAUUUUUUCUUUGGAUUGCUUACUCAAUUUUAUCUUGUUUAAAGACAUUCCUUUUCUCUAUGAUUUCUGAAAUGUCGGAAAUUGUUAGAGAUACUGAUAGUACUAGUAGUAGUAGGCCUAGUGAUUCAUUUCAUAGACAUAGUCUUGCUAGGGCUAGGCGAGUUAUUGAUGGAUGUCCUGACAAAAUUUCCCUCAUUGCACCCUGCAUGGUAUAUGCCAGUCUUCAUUAGCCAACACAAAAAAUACAUCAAAAUAGGACGUUAAACCCCAUUUCAUUGACCAUGUGGUAUCUACGGCGUCUACGCGUGAAACUAUAACGACUCAACGACUGAACGAGUGUAGAACUGUAGUGUAGAUAGUGCUACUAUCUGACAACCAAAAAAAGAAGAAAGACCUGUGUCACUUAUGUAGUAUAUUUGUACGCUUAUGUGCUCUAAGAACAAGUUUUUUGUGGAAGAUAUUCAAACAUAAAUAUACCUGAUUAUUAUUGUCCAUGGCUACGAUUGAACGAUGCCACCAAUGUGGAGCAGACGACAGGGGCGGUUCUUUAUUCGAAACUAUGACUAUGCAUUCAAAAUUAUGUUAACGACAUGAACACCAGAAAUGGUGAAUUAAAGACACAUAAAAAUAUAAAAGAAAGCAAACUAUUAAAAGUUGUAUUAAAAUUUAGCAUAAAACAAUAUGUUAGUGUUAACUUCCGUUAAAAAUUAUUGAUGCUCCCUAUGCAACUUUCUGGUAGUAGGAAUGACUUUCCUCGAAGGGUAGCCUCGGUCAUCCAAGCCCGUUAGUCGAGGGAGCUAUCGCGGAGGAGCCAUAUUGUCUGGAUGACCGAGACUACUUGAAGGGAGGUUUUGUUUUUAUGACGCAAGCUUCGGCUAAAAUCGGAACCACGCCUUGAUGGAUGUGACAUGUGGAGAAAUUACAUUGGAAGAAAAUACCGAUGUCGAAGUUACAUAUGUCGAUUAUGCACUAGUAGAAAUUACAACAGUUGAAAGAUCAGAUGUAGAAAAUACAAACGUUACAAGGCGCAUUUGUACAUGUGUUUUUUCGUUAGUGGACAAUACUUUUCUAUUUUGUAAAAUCGAACAUGGAAAAAUCAUCAAAACAACACUUUCAUAUGCUGACAUAGUAACUUCUACUCGUGUUUACAUGUCUUUUAAUGUGGCGUCGAUCCCCUUCCAUAAGAAACGACCUAGUUCAGCUUUGAACGUAGGCCUCUUUACACUCGUCCUAUACGUUCAGGAACCGCUCUAUUAAAUCCUUGUCGAAAUAAUUUUACUGGGCAACUUUUUACUUCUAAACGGUUGCGUGGCAGUCUCCGUGAAUGCCUGUACAAUGUAAAGGAACAUUUUAGUGAGAACAUAAGAGGGUAACGCAUAAACAGAUUUUAAUUUUUACCCCUAGCUUACAUAAAUUUCAUUUCGUCAUAUAUUAUAUGCCCGAGUUACGUAAACUGGUGCGUUAUCCUAUAUUUAGAUUUCAAUGACUUCUACCAAGGUGUUUGGCAGAAGGGGGCGUAUUUUAAACAGCAUGUUGUGUCGCACAUACUGACCUCACUCCUUGAUAUAACCCCUGCAAAUGGUUUUCAUCCUUUGGUAUGUUAAGUAUUGCCAAUCUGUUUCACAGCGGUAAUGCAAAAGCCUGAUUUUAACUCUGUGUAAGAUAAUGUACAUUUACGUUCACGUGCAGUAUAGGCCCAAGAGUGACUAGUGAUCACACGGCUACGAAAACUCGUGCAAUGUUUAAAGGAGCUAAAUCGCAAAUAUUUGGGACCUACAGAUUGACACAAAUGGGUAGCAACGUAUAUAACAAUCUAAAUAAACUGAUUUACAUUCAAUCGUUUCCGUUUUUACUCUAAUUUAAAAUCAGUUAUGUUCAGCGAAAUACGCCAGAAGUCUCAAUCGAAUGGCAAUCUCUAACGUCUGGUUAUUCCAGUCUACACCGAUAGUAUUUAUUGCGCAUGCUCUCAAGAUAAGAAUAUGGGGUCACGG